UCCCAGGGAGAUUUGAGCAGGCUGCCCCGUCACCUUUUUUGCUGCGAACAUGCCAGCCGUGAUCCGGGAUAAAGAGGACUCUGAAUCCUCCUCAGAAGACGGGCAAGAAGACCAUCCUUGCAUCGCGUGGAGCGGCCUCAGCAAGACGAUCCCGGUUCUCCUGUUUGUCCCUGAAGCUGUUGUUUCGAAAGAUGGGGAUAUCUGCUCGGUUGGAGAGCGGUAUCAUAUGGCCUUCAAGAUUGUGCGCACGGAGAGCCGCCUGGUACGAGGAAUACUCACCAAUCACGGAUUCCAUGAGGUUCACCCCAACAGUAACGACUUUAACCUCAUGUGGACGGGAUCUCACCUAAAGCCUUACAUACUACGCAGCCUUCAAGACUUCCAGAAGGUUAACCACUUUCCAAGGUCGUACGAAUUGACGCGCAAAGACCGCCUCUAUAAAAACAUCCAGCGAAUGCAGCAGACCCAUGGCUUCAAAAACUUCCAUAUCGUUCCUCAGACCUUUGUGCUUCCCUCUGAGUACCAGGAAUUCUGCAGUUGUUUUGCCAAGGACAAGGGCCCGUGGAUAAUUAAACCUGUAGCAUCUUCAAGAGGACGGGGCAUUUACUUGGUCAGCAAUCCAAAUCAGAUUUCGAUGGAUGAAAACAUCUUGGUGUCUCGCUAUAUCAGCAACCCCCUGCUGAUAGAUGAGUUCAAGUUUGACGUGCGUUUGUAUGUGUUGGUGACGUCGUACGAUCCGCUCCUCAUCUACGUGUAUGAGGAGGGCCUGGCGAGGUUUGCCACAGUCAAGUAUGACCAGACUUCAAAGCACAUCAAGAACACAUUCAUGCACCUCACCAACUACAGUGUGAACAAAAAGAGCAGUGAUUAUGUCAGCUGCGAUGACCCUGAAGUUGAGGAUUAUGGGAACAAAUGGAGUAUGAGUGCAGUGUUGAGGUAUUUGAAGCAGGAGGGAAAGGAUACCACAUUGCUCAUGAAACAAAUCGAGGACCUCAUCAUUAAAGCCGUGCUGAGCGCCGAGCUGCAGAUAGCCACCGCCUGCAAGACGUUUGUUCCCCACAAGACUAAUUGCUUCGAACUCUAUGGUUUUGAUGUGCUCAUUGACUCCAACCUCAAACCCUGGUUGUUAGAGGUGAACCUUUCUCCCUCCCUGGCCUGUGAUGCACCCUUGGAUCUGAAGAUAAAGGCCAGCAUGAUUGCAGACAUGUUUUCGCUUGUGGGCUUUGUGUGUCAGGACCCCCUGUUGAGGCAGCCACGCACUGACCGAGGAACCCUGGAGAAGCACCCGGCAACCCAGAGAACACAGAAACCUUUUUCUGCACCGACAGCCACUACACACAGCAGAGUGCGUCAGAGGCCCACAUCAGCCAGUAACUCAGAAACAGAGGGAGUGAAAGACAAGCAAGGAGCUAAACACAGCCAAGGAGACAGCACUCUGAGCUUGACUGCUGAGGAGAUCAGAGUGCUGAGGAGGAUAAAGGAGGAGUACGACAGGCGAGGAGGAUUUAUUCGGAUCUUCCCCACUGCAGAUACAUGGGAGCUCUAUGGUGGAUAUCUGGAAUCCAAGACAUCAAUGAACUCCAUGUUGGCAAACAGACUUUUCCAUGGAAGGAAUGUGAAUGGGAAUGUGCAGCUGCAGGUGGACACAGUCCAUGGCUGUCAUGUUGUCCAGUAUGAGAGGAAGCUGCUGUCUCUGGAGGCACGAGAGAGGAGACAGCGCCACCUGACUCAUCGCUCUGCUGCAGGGAAGAAAAGACUGGGGAAGGAAUCCAAGGCCUCCCCGACUGAGAACAGCAGUCAGGAGGGAGAGGAGUGUGCUCCGGAGGAAAGAGAGGAGGUGAAACAAGUUCUUGAGCCAGUCUCCCACAAGGCUUUGGUAGCAGAGCAAAGAAAACAAGUGGCCACACCACUGGAGCGCUGCCACAGUGAGACUCUGUCCAGCUCAGAGGCAGCCAUGCACAAUGCCAGGCCCCAAGUCAACCUGCUCAACAUCCUUCAGCAGGGGUGGGAACUCAGUAAAGUGCAGGCCCGGAUUGCUUUUUCCUCCUACCUGCAGCGAGUCCAGCAAAGGCUGUUAGCGGAGAGCAGAGCCAACACCAUCCCAGCUUGGCCAGACAAGGACAGCGACCAAAUGGAGCUCGUGAUUCGCUUCCUGAGAAGAGCAGCCAGUAACCUUCAACAAGACAUAAAGGUAGUCUUGCCUAGUCGCCAGUUACCGCUGCAAGACCGCAGACGCAUUCUGUCCCACCAGCUGGGAGAAUUUAUCCACUGUUACAACAAGGAAACUGAACAUAUGGUGCAAAAACAGGAAAAUAGCAAAGAGGAGCAUUGUGUUAACUCCAGAGUGUUUCAAGAGUACAUCACUGUAGCGAGUGAAAACGAUCUGGAGGAAGUACUGACAUUCUAUACUCAGAAAAAUAAAUCGGCCACCGUCUUCCUAGGAACAGAAGUCCGAAGUGUUAAGAAAGAUGUUCAUGAAGUAAACGUCUCAGGAGAUCCAGGCAACUGUGAGAAUUCUAGAUCUCUGCCUGUGGCCAAAGAAGAUUCCAGUGCUUCAGAGUCCUCGCUCUCCACCGGCAAAGUCAGCACUGACCCAGACAUCAAGGCCUCUGAGAGUCAGCCUUCUGUCCGCAUGCUGCCUGAAGACCGUCAGGCUGAGGUUAGAACUGGUAAAACGCAGCCAGAUGUCCAGUCGUCUCAGCACUGCUCUAGUUUUCCUGUGACGUUAGACUGCAUGCACAUCAGUCUGCAGCACUGCCCUCCUGCUCCAGCAUCCCUGCCUCUUCACUGUCCACCACCUCCCCCGCCUCCUCAGCCUCCGUCGUACGCGCAGUCCUUGGCAAAAUCUCACUUCUGCCACUCUGAGACUCUCUCUGACCCUCCUGCGUACACCUCUGCCCCAGUGAUCACACAACCUUCAAGAAUAAUGGGGACAGCCUCAUCCGCUGGCUCAACAGGGCCAUCGACCCAGGUGCUCAGAAGGAUUCAGUCCUUUACCUUGUCCCAUCCAGCAGCCUCCUCCAUCCCAAGUGCCACGCACAUCUAUAGCCAGAAGCUCUCGAGACCCACAUCUGCAAGCCAAGUGGUCAAGAGGAGCAGUUCCAGUAAGCUCAAGUCAAACUCAACGGGUGCUUUCAGGGAGUUAAACUCUCUGUCUGCUCAGGCCCAGUCUAACCAGCAGGCCUUCAUCUCAGCUCUGCAGAAGCUGGCUGACAAGCAGGUUGCUCGCCACUGUGCCAGCUCCAGUCACAUCAACCUGCUGACACAACACUUGACGAACCUGAACCUGGCCAAUAGGAUGCUGGGCAGAGAGAGCUUCACACUCAAUCCUAAAGCUUUUACGACCCAAGGGCCAGUGAGAGCUGUUCACUCUGGAACAGAUCUGCACAGCAGCACCAGCCACAGACCCCUGAAGGAUGAGGAGGGCCUUUGGGAUGGGCAGAUGGAGAGCGCCUAUAGCCUGGUGACGGGAGUGAACCCCAAGCAGCGCUACCAGCCCACCCAGGGAAGCUACCAGCUCCAGUUUGCUAUUCAGCAACUACAACAGCAGAGACAGAAGUCUCAUCAGUUUCUGGAGCAGAGUCACUGCAGACACCAGGCUCAAUUUCCCGACCAGACAAGUGCUCCACACACCCAGGCUCCCACGAAAUCAUCCAGCUGCCCUCCAUCUGGCUUUCACGUUCGGCCCAAUCACGGCCACGGCCACAGCCACAUCCAGACCUGCGUCAGCCCGGCUCUUGCUCCGAAGCCACCCAGCAGCGCCCGGGAGGGUCACACCAGGAAAACGGCAACAAAGCGCCUCAUCAAGCAGACGUCCUCGGAGAGUUCAGCCAGUGGAAGCGUGUCCAGCGGCCAGCAGGUGGUCUACGAGGCCAUCUGCGGUAAAACAGGUCUGUCCGUGUACCGCAAGCUGUUCCAGGGCCAGGAGCCGGCUCACAGAUGACACGAAGGCGACCAGAGGCACGUCCUGCCGCUUUGCAGGCCCGACAGGUGUCUCUGCAUGUAACCACAUCUCACAGAGGUAUAUUCUGGGAAAGGACAACAGAUCAAAGUAUGCCAAACACUGAACCGGGUCCUAUUAAUUUCUCUGUGAUACAGCCACAGACAUGCCAGGGGAUAGUCUGCCAGGCCAGGAAUGCCCAGCUUUGACGCAGGUUGGGAUUUUGUUGCGCAGCUCCUCCUUCUCUCUCCCUCCCCCCCCUCUUCAUCGCCCUUGGCUACAAUCAGUCUAUAUCCCGACAGUUGCCCGCCCUCAUUCUCUCCAUGCUAUUGAUGCCACAGGAAGAUUUCACUGACAGAUAGCCUUCAGCAGAUGGCUCUUCAAGCCCUGUUGGUAUUUUAACUGCAGGAUUCAGUGUUUCAUUCUUUGCUCAGGCAGUGGCAUGUGCACCCGCGGCCAUACAUGUAGAUUAUUUCUUCUAAAAAGAUUUUUUUUUUUUUUAAAUACAGGUGAGCUGAGGGGUUUUGGUAAGGAGAGACUGACAAGUAUUGUGGAGACUGCCUGAGCAGCUUCUCGUCUUACUGAAUAGUGAGCAUUCAGAGAAGCUGCUUUCAUGUGCGGCUCGCAGCGUUUAGACGCCAAACAGUUGCCAAAUCAGACCCUCUGCCCUUCACCUAACGACGUGUUGAAGUAUAUCAUCCUUUUUCUCUCGCUGGCUUGAUGAGGAGAUUCUGAUCGUUAGAGCUUGUACAUGAUUGGUUGUUGCCUAUUUACGAGGAUGACGUGACACUGUUGCAGCGAUGUUUUAUGUCAAGAGUGCAGUUGGCUUCUGAAUAUUCCUGUAAACUGUUGAGAUGUUGAUAUUGUUUCCUCUUGGAUGGACCAAAUUGAAUAUUUUUGUUUUGCUAAGUAACUUAUUGUCAUUGCAUCAGUAUUUAUGUACUGUAAAAUCUCCUUCAUGAGGUCUUUUUGACCAUUUCUGUAGCUCAAAGCAUAACAUAAAGAUGAAGUAUGGUUAUGCGCAGACUUCUAAUGAUGGUAAAUGCUGCACCAGCAGGUUAAUAUCCUUGUGUAUAUUCUGUUCCUUGGGACCAUAUAGCGAGUUCGCUCAGGGCGUGUUAAUAGACUAAAGUAUCUCUGUUUUACGUGAGUACAUUUACCAUAUGUUUAUGAUGACUUGGUCUGAAAUACUUGAAUUUUGUGCAUGACUUUCUCAUAUCAGCUGGUGACUAUCAUCAGUGUGACUUUGCACAGAUUGUAGUUUUCGAUGCAGUACAACAGAGCUGGUUUUAAAACUAAAGUGACGGUGGCUGUUUUUGUAACGUGCGAUCGAUGUUCAGUUACAUGUCGUGGAUUUUAUUACCGCUGAGGCCAGUUGCAUGCUGUAUUACUCCGACAGCAGGAUCCAAAUCAAUGUGCGUAAUCUACUGUGGUGGUACAACGUUGUUUCCAGUACAAUGUUGUAAUUUGUUCUGUUCCUUAUUGUUUACAAUAUACACGCAUGGAAAUGUACGACUUUUUGGGAACAAUUUAGGCAGUUUGUAGCAAACAACACUGAACUGAAUGCCUAGAAAAACAUUAAAGUACGACGACUGUGUCAGUAAA
This is a messenger RNA of Stegastes partitus (bicolor damselfish), 5545 nucleotides long. RefSeq names its product tubulin tyrosine ligase-like family, member 5 (gene ttll5). The record is from RefSeq and is a predicted model, not a curated record. The transcript has 31 exons. NCBI's taxonomy places the organism in Eukaryota, Metazoa, Chordata, Actinopteri, Pomacentridae. Gene Ontology annotation, molecular function: tubulin binding; tubulin-glutamic acid ligase activity. Bases 50 to 3943 code for a protein of 1297 amino acids. Gene Ontology annotation, cellular component: ciliary basal body. Gene Ontology annotation, biological process: protein polyglutamylation; microtubule cytoskeleton organization.